Molecule: messenger RNA, 3732 nt
Organism: Sesamum indicum (sesame)
Lineage: Eukaryota; Viridiplantae; Streptophyta; Magnoliopsida; Lamiales; Pedaliaceae
Product: phox domain-containing protein
Molecular function (GO): phosphatidylinositol binding
Source: RefSeq, a predicted model, not a curated record
CGGGCAUUCCUUUCCCACGUUUGCUCUCUCUCCUCGUCCCCAAAAAUGUUUAUUCGAAAAAAGAACAUGAAAAAGAGAAGAAAAUAGGAGAAACUCCAGCUAAGAGACGGCAGAAAAUCGUUCUCAAUUGACCUUUGAAUUAGAGAGGAGUUGCUCGAGCUCAAAAUUUGUGUUGUUUUGAUUUUAGGGUUUGUUAUUUUUUUAUUUUGUCAAAAUUGAUUUUGGUUCAAUCAGUUGUUCUUGUACAUCGAGUAGAAUUUUUAUUGAGAACUAAGCGUUCUUACGGUUCGAGAAUUAUGACGAAGGCAAUGGAGAGUUUACAGGAUCUGCUCGACGAAGUUAAGCUUCGAACGGUGUGGUGGGUUCUCUGUAUAUUCGCAGUGUCCUACUUCUUGACGCAUACUAGUAAAUCAAUGCUAAUGAAUAUCCCCAUAGCCGUUCUCUUGGUCUCUGGACUAAGGAUGUUAUUCAAUGAGGUGGAAUUCCGUUGGAAGGUCCGGAAUAACAGACAACUAUCGUACUUGUCACACUUGGAAAAGAAACAGCUAUCCGUGAAUGAUUCUCGUCUUACUUCCCUGCCUCCCCCACAAAAAUGGAAAAGAAAAAUAGAUUCCCCUGUUGUUGAAGCAGCUAUUGAGGAUUUCAUCAGCAAGCUUUUGCAGGAUUUUGUCGUAGAUCUCUGGUAUUCUGAUAUUACGCCUGACAAAGAGGCACCAGAGCUAAUACAUUCUAUUGUUAUGGAUGUUCUUGGCGAAGUAUCUGGAAGACUCAAAGAACUAAACCUUGUUGACCUGUUGACGAGGGAUGUCGUAGACCUUAUAGGAGAUCACCUUGACCUCUUCAGAAGAAACCAGGCUGGAAUUGGCGUGGAUGUUAUGGGAACAUUGUCUUCUGAAGAAAGGGAUGAAAGGUUGAAACACCAUCUCCUGGCCUCUAAGGAGCUUCACCCUGCUUUGAUCUCCCCAGAGAGUGAGUACAAGGUUCUUCAGCGGCUCAUGGGUGGACUCUUAGCUGUUGUGUUAAGACCUAGGGAAGCCCAAUGCCCCUUGGUUCGAUGCAUUGCUCGCGAACUUUUAACUUGUUUGGUGAUGCAACCUAUUAUGAAUUUUGCAAGCCCAGGGUAUAUUAAUGAGUUGAUUGAGUAUAUUAUCCUUGCGUACAACAAUGAGGGGUCCAAGGAUGUUGUUGCUGAUCAAUCACCUAAUGUGGACGGUCAUAACAAUGAGCACAGAUUUUCUCGAGAACAUGGUCAAAGCAGUGAAUCUAGUAAUCAAGGGACUGAUUUGGCUUUGCCUCAGUUCAAUAAAACAUUACCAGAGUCAGGUGGCUCGGGAGAUCUCGUAUCUAGUACAAUGCAGGAUGAAACCAUACACGCACGGCAUGCCGAGUGGGCAAAAGUGUUUGAGGCAGCAACGCAGAGAAGAACAGAAGUUCUUAUGCCUGAAAAUCUGGAGAACAUGUGGACAAUAGGAAGAAAUUACAAAAAAAAACUCCAAAAGAAGGCUGCUCCAGGAAUUCAUGCUCCUCAAGUAACGGGUUCAGUUAGUGUUGUGUUGCCUAGAAGAGAUUUGGAGACUGAAGUAGCAAAACAGAAGCCUGAAAUGUAUAUUGAGAUAGAAGACAAAGCUUCUUUGCAUCUACCACCUAGGCCCCAACAGGAUACUCGAUCUGCUGGUCCUAGUAUUGAUCCUCUAAGCAGGUCUCAGGAGCUUAAUGAGAAGGUCUUUGCCAAGGGGAGCUCCAGUGUUCAUGAAUUGGAGAAAAUUGCUGGUGAUGUUUCCAAUGAAAAUAGAAAUAAGCUUAAAAGAUCAAACAGCACUUCUGACUUGAAAGUUCAGUCAACCCUGGAAGAUAUGUUUGUUACUAAAGGCAGUGCACCCAUCAUUAAUGAAUACUAUAGUGCAGACAUUAAUAAACUUAAUAUGCACAGCCUGAUGAGCAGUUCAGCCAUGGUAUUACGUCGAGAAGGGCAUGCUCCAAAGCUUAGAUGCCGGGUGACUGGAGCGUACUUUGAGAAACAUGGCUCAAAAUCUUUUGCAGUUUACUCAAUAGCUGUGACAGAUGCUGACAAUAACACUUGGUUUGUGAAAAGAAGAUACCGGAACUUUGAGAGAUUGCAUAGGCAUCUAAAAGAUAUCCCCAAUUAUACAUUACAUUUGCCUCCCAAACGGAUAUUCUCUUCAAGUACAGAGGAUGCUUUUGUUCACCAGCGCUGUAUUCAGCUUGACAAGUAUCUUCAAGAUCUCUUGUCAAUUGCAAAUGUCGCUGAGCAACAUGAAGUGUGGGAUUUUCUGAGUGCCUCCUCCAAGAAUUACUCUUUUGCGAAAUCUUCUUCUGUGAUGAGGACUCUGGCAGUUAAUGUGGACGAUGCCAUGGAUGAUAUUGUGCGCCAAUUCAAAGGGGUUUCUGAUGGCCUAAUGUGGAAAGUUGCUGGCUCACCUUCAUCUUCUUUCGACCAAGGUUCAUCAGUUACAAGCAGGAACUUGUCCUGGAAUGCUGAUGAUAUAAAAAAAUUGGCUAUGAGACAAAGCACCUCAGAGUCAAUUAACAGUUUCUCUGACAAUGAUGAGGGUGAUAAAGAUGUAAACCAUGGAGAACAGGAAGCAGAAGCUGCGAACCAAGGUAACGGCUGGCAUUCAGACAAUGAACUGGUUUCAAAGGGGUUCCCACAGAGGGUAGUCAGACAUGAGGAAGAUGUUAGUAACUUGGAGUCUGAGGAAAUCCAUAACUCAAGGUUGAAAUCGAUGUCAAGCUCUGUGAGCAGAUAUCCGGAGUCAAGUCUGGCCAUAACAUCUGUUCCUCAAGAGGAUCCAACAGGGGUGCCCCCAGAGUGGACGCCACCAAAUUUAAGUGUCCCAGUUCUCAAUUUAGUUGAUAAUGUAUUUCAGCUGAAGAAAAGAGGCUGGCUAAGGAGACAGGUCUUUUGGAUAUCAAAACAAAUAUUGCAGUUAAUAAUGGAAGAUGCCAUUGAUGACUGGCUCUUAAGGCAAAUCCAAUGGCUCCGUAGAGAGGAUGUUAUUGCACAAGGGAUUCGAUGGGUCCAGGAUGUUCUCUGGCCUGGUGGCACAUUUUUCUUGAGAUUGCGCUCGCAAGCUCAACCAAAUGAUUGUGAAGCUACUCGGGGAUCUCAGCAAACUACUAGGCAACCAAGUGGAAUGAGGUCAUCUCAACCAGGGUCUUUUGAGCAACAGCUUGAAGCUGCUCGCAGAGCUAAUGAUGUGAAAAAGAUGAUUUUCAAUGGUGCUCCCACCACUUUGGUCAGUUUGAUUGGGCAUAAGCAGUACAGACGUUGCGCAAGAGAUGUAUACUAUUUUCUUCAGUCCACAGUCUGUUUGAAGCAACUUGGCUAUGGAAUACUGGAACUUGUUCUAAUAUCAAUUUUCCCCGAAUUGCGUGAUCUUGUGAUGGAUAUCCACGAAAAGAUGCACACUCAGUCUGUACAGAGCUAAUUUUUUUCCCCCCUUCCAAUUCACUGUGAAGAUGGUCAAGCGACUCGAGUGUCUAGCACCAAUUUGUGGGACCGUAAAAAUGCCUAAAUUCAAGGAAGAGUGUAUUUGGUUCUCAGGUGCUACUGGAAAUCAGUUCUGAUGUAUGUUUCUUGACCGAUUCUAUUUCUUGAUGUACAAAAUGUAAAAUAGCUUCUCUGUACAGUUCUUGCUUGUGUAUAUUUUGACAAAUUGCUUCAUUGGUUCUGACAAUCUUUGCAAUAAAAAUGGUUUAAGCAAUUCUCAU